CGGUGUUCGGCUGAAGCGUUUAAAACGAAGUUGCGUCGCCGUUCUCGAGUCUGCUAACGUCGGUUUAGGAACAGUCGCUGUCUAUGGGAGAAACGGCAAAAAAUCGAGGACAUCAAGAAGAACAUCAGGGACGCGAUACUGACGAUAACCAGCGCGAUGAGCACGCUAACACCGCCCGUUGCUUUGGAGGACCCGGCGAAUCAGAGCAGAGUCGACUAUAUCCUGGAUGUCUCGUCCUCCACAGACUUCGAUUAUCCCCCGGAGUUCUACGAAAUCGUUGAAACCCUUUGGAAGGACCGGGGCGUGCAGCAGAGUUUCGAGAGGAGUAACGAGUACCAACUAAUCGACUGCGCCAAAUAUUUUCUAGAUAAGGUAGCCAUUGUUAAGCAACCGGAUUACACCCCCACGGAACAGGACAUCCUAAGGUGUCGCGUCCUCACGUCCGGUAUCUUCGAGACGCGGUUUCAAGUCGACAAAGUAAACUUUCACAUGUUCGACGUCGGUGGCCAGAGGGACGAGAGGAGAAAGUGGAUACAGUGCUUCAACGACGUAACGGCAAUCAUAUUCGUAACGGCGUGCAGUAGUUACAACAUGGUACUCAGGGAGGAUCCGACGAAGCUCCGACUCAGAGAGAGUCUCGAUCUCUUCAAAAGCAUUUGGAACAAUCGGUGGCUCCGCACAAUUUCCGUAAUCUUAUUUUUAAAUAAACAGGAUCUAUUAGCGGAAAAGGUAAAAGCAGGCAAGCACAAACUGGAGGACUAUUUCCCGGAGUUCGCGCGAUACCAGACGCCGGUCGAGCCCGGCGUGGUGGCGGACACCUCGGAACCUCCUGAAGUUAUAAGGGCCAAGUACUUCAUUAGGGACGAGUUUCUGCGUAUAAGCACGGCGAGCGGGGACGGCAAGCACUAUUGUUAUCCGCACUUCACAUGCGCCGUCGACACGGAGAACAUCAAGCGGGUAUUCAACGAUUGCCGGGACAUCAUCCAGCGGAUGCACUUGCGCCAGUACGAGCUCUUGUGACUUCGUUCCUGCCGACGUGUCCUGUCACUCGUUCGCAUCAGAGUCACUAUAACAGCCAGCCUCGCGCAGCCGAUCACGCGAGCCGAGCUAGUCGUGCGAUGGAUGAUCUGAGAACGCGCGCGUCGCACCGGUCAGACGCACCGCCGCGGACAAUUUUUCGUAAAACGCCGGGAUAAGGAAGAGAAAUUCGAAUGAGAACAGAAUGUGGGAGAGGACGGGAGAGAAUGAGAAGAGAGCGAAAGAGAGAGAGAGCGAGAGAGAGCGAGAGAGAGAGAGAGAGAGAAAAAGAGAGAAAGAGAAGGAGAGAGAGAGAAAGAGAGACGGCGUCGAAGGAUCCGCGCGCGGAGGGAACGCGCGUCCGAAUACGAUCGAUGAAUUUGAUGACUGCCUGUCGAUCUUGAAUUCUGCCUCGAUCUGGAAUCGGUGCGAUUCCGAGGAGAUACAGAGAACGUUGAUACGUAGCCAGGUCUCCGGGGGUUACGGGGGGGUUAAUAUCUGUCUCGCAACGGAGAACAGCGUCUCUUUUUUGCACAGAAAGAAAAAAAAUACAACAACAACAACAACAUCGCUUUAACUAACGUCAUUUCGGUGUACAAGCAAAUCUUACAUGCCCCUUCGCGCAUUCUACUACAACUACAACUACUACAACUACUACUACUACUACUACUACCUACUACUACUACUACACUACUACUACUACUACUACUACUACUACACUAC
Molecule: messenger RNA, 1740 nt
Organism: Nomia melanderi (Alkali bee)
Lineage: Eukaryota; Metazoa; Arthropoda; Insecta; Hymenoptera; Halictidae
Source: RefSeq, a predicted model, not a curated record